UUAGCUAAUAAUAACACCGAUAAUAAUAAGAGUAACAAUUCGAUGAAGCAACGGCGUAAGUAAGCGCUACUACCGACGGCAGGGAGGUAAAACCGAGUCCGAGGGAGGGCGAGAACCCGGAGAACCUCCGUUUGCUGUUCGUUUGUGUUCGAGACUUGACAAUGGCCGCCAGAGUGUUGUCCGUUGUACGAUCUAGGAGAGGAUUCAGUGGAUUAUGGAACGAAAUAGGACUCUUCGCUACUGGCAGGAGAGGAACUCCGGCAAUCAUCGGAAGUCAGCAGCGCUAUGCACACGCGUGGUAUCCGGAUGAAGAAUACUUGAUAGAUCUUUACAAAUUGGGUUGUAUGUACACUCCUGCGGAGGUGGGAAAAUGGAAACCUGGAUCCAUUAAGAAGGUCGAUGUAGUGGAGGAAACAGGGAUUAAAAAUAUAAGUAUUAAUUUUGGUCCGCAACAUCCAGCUGCGCACGGAGUGUUAAGAUUGAUCGUCGAGCUAUCCGGAGAGUAUGCGGUUCGCACAGAUCCGCACAUUGGUCUCUUGCAUCGUGGCACGGAAAAGUUGAUCGAAUAUAAAACGUACAUGCAAGCGUUACCUUAUUUCGAUCGUUUGGACUAUGUUUCUAUGAUGUGCAACGAACAAUGCUUUUCUAUGGCUAUUGAGAAGUUGCUCAACAUCGAGGUACCUCUACGUGGAAAGUAUAUUAGAACCCUUUUCGCCGAGAUCACGAGAAUUUUGAAUCAUAUUAUGGGAAUUGGAACGCAUGCGCUUGAUAUAGGCGCUCUGACGCCGUUUUUUUGGUUAUUCGAAGAACGAGAAAAAUUGAUGGAAUUCUAUGAACGGGUAAGCGGUGCGCGAAUGCACGCUGCUUACGUACGUCCCGGCGGCGUUUCUUUGGACAUGCCGCUAGGUCUAAUGGACGAUAUAUACGAAUGGGCUUCCAAGUACGCCGAACGAUUGGACGAAGUCGAGGAUAUGUUGACGUCGAAUAGAGUGUGGAUCGAUCGCACGCGAGACGUCGGUACGGUGUCGGCGGAGGAUGCGUUGAAUUGGGGAUUUAGCGGCGUGAUGUUACGGGGUUCGGGAAUAAAAUGGGAUUUGAGGAAAGUCGCGCCUUACGAUGCGUACGAUCUCGUCGAUUUCGACAUUCCCAUUGGUCAAAACGGGGAUUGCUACGAUAGGUAUCUUUGCCGUAUCGAGGAAAUGCGUCAGUCGUUGCGAAUCAUUUACCAGUGUCUGAAUCAGAUGCCACCGGGCGAAGUAAGGAUCGACGAUGCAAAAAUAGUGCCCCCGAGACGAGAAGAAAUGAAGAGCAGCAUGGAAGCGUUGAUUCAUCAUUUCAAGUUGUAUACCCAAGGUUUUCAAGUGCCGCCAGGUGCCACUUAUACCGCGAUCGAAGCACCGAAAGGAGAGUUUGGGGUUUACCUUGUCAGCGACGGCUCCAGCAAGCCCUACAGAUGUAAAAUCAAAGCUCCGGGUUUUGCUCAUUUAUCUGGGUUGCGUCACAUGGGCCCCGGCUGUAUGCUCGCCGAUAUCGUAGCCAUCAUCGGUACCUUGGAUGUUGUAUUCGGCGAAAUCGAUAGAUAGAUGGAUUUUUUCAAGCGUUUCUCGAGGUUACGAUACCGACGAGCGACGACGACCACGAAUCCUCUGUAGUCGAUUCGUAUUUGUACAGUACAGUAGCGAUAUAUCGCAAUCGUAACAGAAUCGCGAGAAAGAGAAAUAAAAUGGAUUUAUUAGCCAG
This is a messenger RNA of Hylaeus anthracinus, 1740 nucleotides long. RefSeq names its product NADH dehydrogenase [ubiquinone] iron-sulfur protein 2, mitochondrial (gene ND-49). Bases 162 to 1583 code for a protein of 473 amino acids. Gene Ontology annotation, molecular function: NAD binding; NADH dehydrogenase (ubiquinone) activity; quinone binding. Gene Ontology annotation, biological process: mitochondrial electron transport, NADH to ubiquinone. The transcript is spliced from 4 exons. Lineage: Eukaryota; Metazoa; Arthropoda; Insecta; Hymenoptera; Colletidae. The record is from RefSeq and is a predicted model, not a curated record.